This is a messenger RNA of Nerophis lumbriciformis (worm pipefish), 815 nucleotides long. It is a transcript of the gene bcap29, whose product is annotated as B cell receptor associated protein 29. Gene Ontology annotation, cellular component: endoplasmic reticulum; endoplasmic reticulum membrane. The record is from RefSeq and is a predicted model, not a curated record. Gene Ontology annotation, biological process: endoplasmic reticulum to Golgi vesicle-mediated transport; intracellular protein transport. Lineage: Eukaryota; Metazoa; Chordata; Actinopteri; Syngnathiformes; Syngnathidae.
UGUGUGUGUGUGUGUGUGUGGACUUUUCUGGGCGAGCUGAGGUCACACAACUUGGUCUGGGCAGGUCAGGAUGAGUCUCCAGUGGACGGCCGUGGCCUUCUUCCUCUAUGCAGAGAUAGCCGUCGACCUCAUCUUGUGCGUCCCCUUCAUAUCGGCACCGAGAUGGCGCCUGGUUUUCAGCUGGAGAAUAUGGAAGUGGUUGUCCCCUUACUGGAGCAAGUGCUUCUUCACCAUGAUUAUGGUCCUCCUUGUUCUUUUCCUCGAUGCAGUUCGUGAGGUGCACCAGUACUCCAGCCCCGAGUCCAUGCAUGAAGCCCAGGUGAACGCCAAUCUCUUGGACCACCUUCACCUGAAGCUGUUCCGAGCUCAGAGGAACCUCUACAUCUCUGGCUUCUCUCUCUUCCUGUGGCUUGUCACGCGGCGAGUCGUCACCCUGCUGAAGCAGAUGGCCGUCACCGUGGACAACAACGCGGGUCUUCAGGCACAGACAGAGAGCGCCGCCCAAGCGGCCAAUCGUCAUCAAGAAGACAACCGCGCGCUCAAACAAGCUCUUCUGGCUGAGGAACAGAUCAUUGCAGAAGAAAACCAUCAACUGCAGCUGGAGACUAAGAGCCUGUCCAGGCAGUUAAAGAUGGCAAAGGAGGCUGUGCACAAGUCCCACGCUCAGGUGGAGGCCAUGAGCAGGCAGACACGAGGGAUGGAGAAGGAGUACGAGCGACUGCUGAAGGAGCAUCACGGGCUGCAGAAUCUGAGUGACGCAGACAAAAAGGUUCAAUAAUAAAGAAUGGAAGAUAUUGAUUGUGGCUGAUUGGAAC